Messenger RNA from Chrysochloris asiatica (Cape golden mole), 936 nucleotides. RefSeq names its product olfactory receptor 6B1-like. Gene Ontology annotation, cellular component: membrane. Gene Ontology annotation, molecular function: olfactory receptor activity; G protein-coupled receptor activity. The record is from RefSeq and is a predicted model, not a curated record. Lineage: Eukaryota; Metazoa; Chordata; Mammalia; Afrosoricida; Chrysochloridae. The transcript has a single exon. Bases 1 to 936 code for a protein of 311 amino acids. Gene Ontology annotation, biological process: G protein-coupled receptor signaling pathway.
AUGGAGGUACAGAACCAGACCCGGGUCACCAAGUUCAUUCUGGUGGGGUUCCCUGGGACCUGGGGCAUGCGUGCCGCAAUCUUUCUCAUGUUCCUUGUGGCUUAUGUGCUGACUGUGACGGAAAAUGUGGUCAUCAUUUUUUUGGUGCAGCAGAACCGGCCCUUGCACAAGCCUAUGUACUUCUUCCUGGCCAACCUGUCCUUCCUGGAGACAUGGUACAUCUCUGUGACUGUGCCCAAGCUGCUGCUCAGCUUCUGGUCUGUGAGCAACAGCAUCCCCUUCACCCACUGCAUGGUCCAGCUUUACUUCUUCAUCGCACUCAUGUGCACGGAGUGUGUGCUCCUGGCUGCCAUGGCCUAUGAUCGUUAUGUGGCCAUCUGCCGCCCUCUCCACUACCCCACUGUGAUGAGUCAUGGGCUCUGUGCCCGUCUGGCUCUUGGGUCCUGGGCCAUUGGCUUUGGCAUCUCCCUAGCAAAAAUCUACUUCAUUUCCCGCCUCAGUUUCUGUGGCCCCAACGUCAUCAAUCACUUCUUCUGUGACAUCUCUCCUGUGCUCAACCUCUCCUGCACGGACAUGUCCACAGCUGAGCUGGUGGACUUUGUCCUGGCCCUGGUCAUCUUCCUGUUCCCACUCGCCAUCACUGUCCUGUCCUAUGGGAGCAUUCUCACCACUGUUGUACGCAUGCCCACAGGGAAGCAGAAAGCCUUCUCCACGUGUGCCUCCCACCUUGUGGUGGUCACCAUCUUCUACUCAGCCACGAUCUUCAUGUACGCCCGACCCCGAGCCAUCCACGCCUUCAACAUGAACAAAGUCAUUUCCAUCUUCUAUGCCAUUGUCACCCCUGCACUGAACCCCUUCAUCUAUUGCCUAAGAAACCGGGAGGUCAAGGAGGCGCUGAAGAAGCUGGUCUACUGCCAGGCUGCCCACUCUGACUAG